UUGUAUAAGUCAAAGCCCUUUCAUUAUAUAUAUAUAUAUAUAUAUAUUCGUGCGGCGCUAUUUCUGCCAUGUCAAAUGUAUGAGUAUAUGGAGACCCAACUUCCCUUAUCACUAUGGAAUCAAUUAACCAGUGUGUUAAAGAAACUAUGACGGUCUGUGUGACGAUCUGUAGUUGUGUGUAGAUGGAACUACAUGUACACUAGCCAUAAAAAUUUAUGAAGAUUUUUGUCUUUCUAUAAACCAAAAUGGGAAACUGUUGCUCUAAGAAAAAUAUUCAAAAAGACAAUGCAGCAAGCAAAGGCACUUUGGAAACCCUGCCAGAAAUACAGAAUCAUACUGGAGCAAGUCCUAGUAGUCUUCAGGUGAAAUUACUUGAUUCACGCUAUUCUCAAUCCUCCAGUAAUUCUAUUGUUCAUUCAGCAAGUAACAUAGCAAAUACUACAAAGCUGGACAGACCGCCUAUAAAUUCUCUAGGUUCAGGGAAAAUUGUUGUUGCCUUAUACACAUAUAAUGCUAGUGAUGAAGGAGAUCUCAGUUUUAAAAAAGGUGAUCGUCUUGUAAUACUAGAUGAAAGUGAUAAUGACUGGUGGCACGCUAAACACUUUACUAGUCAGCAGAUGGGGUAUAUUCCACGAAACUAUGUUGCUGCAGAAAAGAGCAUGGAAACAGAAGACUGGUUUUUUGGCAAGAUAUCCCGGAAAGAUGCUGAAAAGCUUUUGUUACUGCCUUCAAACCCUCGAGGAACUUUUCUUAUUCGAAACAGUGAACAGACAUCAGGUAGUGCUUACUCGUUAUCUGUUCGAGACUGGGAGCAUCAGAAGGGAGAACAUGUGAAGCAUUACAAAAUCAAAGCAAUGGACAAUGGAGGUUAUUAUGUUACAACAAGGAGAACUUUUCCAACACUGCAAGAUCUGAUAAAGUAUUAUUCAGAGGCUGCUAAUGGUCUUUGUCACAAGCUUACUAUGCCAUGCCCAAAGCCCAAGCCUCAAGUUUGGGACCUCUCUCCAGAAACGCGGGAUGAAUGGGAAAUACCAAGAAAUUCCUUGCAAUUACUUAAGAAGCUAGGCAGUGGUAAUUUUGGUGAAGUAUGGUAUGGUAAGUUUUCCAAAUAUGUGCAAAAUUGACUUUUUCCAGUGAUA
This is a messenger RNA of Limulus polyphemus (Atlantic horseshoe crab), 1139 nucleotides long. RefSeq names its product tyrosine-protein kinase Src64B-like. Gene Ontology annotation, molecular function: protein binding. The coding region runs from base 246 to 1124 and encodes 292 amino acids. The transcript has 8 exons. The record is from RefSeq and is a predicted model, not a curated record. Lineage: Eukaryota; Metazoa; Arthropoda; Merostomata; Xiphosura; Limulidae.